UUGUAUGGAUCCGCCAUGAUGUCCAAGAAAACGAGCUCUACAUACAAGUUUGGAAGUGUUAUUUUUAAUAUUGUGACUGAGUGUGAAUGAAUUGCCAUAAUGGGAACGAAAUAAGAGUAUUGUAGGUUUAUUUAGUACAGGGUAUAUACCCUCCGGGGCCCUGUAAAGGGACGGUACAGUGGUUUUUCCUGUCGUGGCCAAUGUGUUCUUAGCCUGUCAACAAAAAUGAGCAAGCUCUCGUUUCGGGCUCGGGCGCUGGACGCCUCAAAGCCCAUGCCAAUUUACAUGUCUGAAGAACUACCAGAUCUACCUGACUACUCGGCAAUUAACAGAGCAGUGCCACAAAUGCCGAGUGGAAUGGAAAAAGAGGAGGAAUGUGAACACCAUCUUCAGCGUGCUAUAUGCACAGGUCUCAUCAUCCCGACACCUGAAGUUGUGGAUUUGGCAGAUUUAGAAGCUUACAACAAGAUCUAUCCCCUUGACUACAAACUUCCACGACAACUUAUCCAUAUGCAGCCAUUUGCAAUGGAGCAAGACAUCCCAGACUACGAUAUGGAUUCAGAGGAUGAGAAGUGGGUUCAUUCACAGGCCAAGAAGAUGGAUCUUUUGCCGUUGAAGUUUGAAGAGAUGAUGGACCGUUUAGAGAAGGGCAGUGGGCAGACAGUAGUGACUCUGCAGGAAGCCAAAUCUCUGUUGAAGGAAGAUGACGAUUUGAUCAUUGCUGUCUAUGACUACUGGCUUAACAAGAGGCUCAAAACUCAACAUCCUUUGAUUCCUACUGUUAAAACGGAGCAUCGAUUGGGGUCAGCUGCAAACAAUCCAUACCUUGCAUUCCGUCGUCGAACUGAGAAGAUGCAGACUCGUAAGAACCGUAAGAAUGAUGAGACCUCUUAUGAAAAGAUGUUAAAACUACGACGAGACCUGAGUCGGGCUGUCACGCUUCUUGAGCUUGUGAAACGAAGAGAAAAGACCAAACGUGAACAUCUCCACCUCACAAUAGAAAUCUAUGAAAAGAGGUAUCAGGCAAGUGAUUUCAGUGGCCAGAUGUUGGCAGAAGUGUCUGCACUGAAGACACCACGUCCAGCAUUUGCCCCUCUCUUCACAAACCAGUUUGGAAUCAACCACCAGAACUGGGUGAACAAAGUGUCAAACAAGGAUGAGGUAGUUCCUAGGAAGGAGAAACGUCAGUACAAAAAGCGGAAACACAAAACAGGAACAGGUACUGUGGGUAUUGGUUCUCAUGGACACGGGCACCACCACAGUGGACGGAGCUCUGCUGGUUCUGGUAUUGAGUUUUUGGGUUACAACUGCACUCCUGGUGGGGAACUUCUGAGCUCGGAGGACGAGGGGGAUGCUGUCCUAUCUGGACAGUCACCACAAUCCGAAGAUGAGGAACCUGAUCCUAAUGAGGGACCUUUCACUUUCAGGAGGAAGAAGUACUGCAAUUACCAUGCGCCCUUGUCAGGUGGUCUUGGCAACUGGCCAUGGUGUAGUCGUGAAGAAGGUGGUCUGGCUGAUAGGAGGUACAGAUACUGCCUUACCUCCAUAUCAAACCCUGAACGGAGGUGUAUAGGAUUUGCCAGGCGGAGAAUAGGUCGGGGUGGAAGAGUAAUACUAGACCGUGCAAGCACAGAGGUGGAUGACAUUUUUGCAGCUCUGGACUUUACUGUCCUUGACUCUACAGCUGUUUCGCAUAAUAACAACCAGUUCCUGUCAGAAAUCAAGAAUGACUGGUUACACUUCCGGCCAAAGACACCUCCACCAUCAGCUGGUAGUGAAGGUGAAGAUGCUGAAGUUGAUGUCUUCAACUCUUCACGGGAAGAACCCCUCCUAUGUGGUCUGCCUGGUGUUGAUGGCUCCACAUUAACUCUGGAAGUGGAGACGCUGUCAGAUGAUAUCUUCAGUAAUUCCUGCGCCAUGUCUUCAUUAGAUAAUACAAGCAGUAAUGUGACAACAACAGAGCUGAACCUGUCAGAACUCAUGUCAAAUUCAUCUUCACAUUUGUUUGAACUUCCGUCAUCCGUAACAGCUGAUGAAAACCUUGACAUUCUCGAAAGGUUAGGACUUGGAUCUGGAAGCCUAAGUUCACCGACAGAUGAAACCAAGUCAGGAAUCCCUGCAGAGGACUUGUCUAGGAAAUUGGAUUCCUCAUCCCCACCUAGCAGUAGCUGGGAUCCCAUCGUUGGAUGUUCGAAAUUUAUACUUCAGCCAAGUUCCAGCCUUAGGUUUAGCACCACUCAUGACCCUCUCUCACUAUCUCCUAUCUCAACAUCUUCAGUAACCACUCAUACUCCCUCUACUACCCCCAAUCAGCAUCAUCCUUCAACUCUCCAUCAUCACCCCCAUCAUCAUCACCAUCACCACCAUCAUCGGAGAAGACAUAGACAUCAUCAUAUGUCGACCAUUACAUCAACAUCGAAUUUCCUAACUAGUCCUUCAUCUGCGACAAACAGUAAUGCUAACAUUGGUGGUUUUAGUAAUGGUGGAUUAGUGUUAAAUCAUGAGCCAAGUACUAGUGUUAGUGGUGGGUUUAGCAUGGCAAUGGCAUCAACUAGUGCAAGUGAGAAUGUGUUGGUUCGUGCUUCUGGUGCUGCAUCUACAGGGUUUGGUGGGGGAAUGCAGAAUUUAACGAAUGGACCCAUCUCUACAGAAUUUUCAGAGACUAGCAGGUCAAGAUUGUCAGUCCAAACAAACAGAAAUCACCAGCAUCAGUCCAAUUCAUGCUACACAUCGUCGCUCCAGCUUGGCCAUCAAUCUAUAGGUCCGUCCACUCAUCCUGCUUCUAGCUCUGCUACGCUUAGUUCCGGUUGCAAUCACCAUCGGUUGCUCAUUGCAACUCAGCAGCUUUGCUCACCAACAGGCAUCUUUCAACACAACUACAACAGGAUAACAAUGACAACAAGAUCAACAGUUUCAGUCACAACACCGUCUAUAGUGGCUUCUGCUGCUACUAGUGAUGGUAAUGGUGAUGGUAUUGUUGCUGCUACAAACAUUAAACAAGAACCAGGAAUUGCAGGGGAAGUUACGCUUAACAGUGGUGAAGGUUUGGAAGUCGAUGCAAACAGUAAAGACAAAGCAAGUAACCAAGUGUGUGUUGACAAGAAGCAACUUGUUAGGAAAAACAAUUCCCUCCCCAUGGAAGUCACUUGAUGAAGGAAAACAACCCAGCUGUUUGGGAAUUGAAGAACAAACAUGAGAUUGUUUUUAAGAUCAUAGGAAUUUGGAAGAAAUGUUGCAGUUGAAUUGUAUGGUAGGGUGAAACAAUGGAUGAAAUGUAAAAUGGAAAAUAGAAAUAAUGGUAGUUUCCAUGAAGGAACACACAAUAGAGGGAAAUAGUGAGAAGAUUCCAAGUUGAAAGUGGUAGUAUGGGAAAAAGAAAGUCCAAUACAUUUAGUUACAUCUUGUCUUGCCGUUAGUAGUGGCUGAAGUUGUUUAAGACACAUUUUGUACCCUGUUAAAGUAAGACAAGAGACACUUGUUGCCCUUGUGAGUGUAGUGUGUAUAACACUAAGCAGUGAGAUUAAAAUGCUUUUCUUCAUUUAGGAAAACUGUAAUCUGGGCAUGAUAUACUGUUACUAGGUGGACUUACACUACAGUGUUAAUAUUUUUAUAGUUAUGAUAAACUUCGAAAAUAUGGCACACCUUAAAAUAGUCCAUAGGCUUGGCUUUAGGGAAGGUAAAGUCCACUAUUGAUGCCGGAUAUCUGUGCUUUCAGCAGUCAAAUUUAGCACUUACAAAACAUUCAUGUCCCUUUGCUGUUUCAGUAACUCUUUGAGGCACAAGAGGUUAAGGCCAUCACUUUUAAUAUAAUUUUAUGAAUUGCUACUAGAUUUUCGACUUUGUAAAAUCAAAGUGAAAGACUAUAAUACCUUGUACUUAGAAUAACGAUUGAUUAACCCUUUCAUUAUAUAUAGAAUAUUGUGCAAAUGACCAUUUUCUCUCUGUGUCAUUUAUGAUAUAUUCUGUGAACUGAAGUCUCUGCAGAUCUGUGCCAUUGGCGGGAUAUUCAUCUGACAUACGUUGAGUUUUAUUACAUGUAUUUAAGAAAGAAAAUUUUGCACAUUAUAGAAGACUUGAAUUUGAAUAAGACAGUUGUUUUGUGGUGUCCUGUCAUAGAAAGAAUUAAAUUAAUAUAUGUUAAGGCACUUUAGGGCCACACCAUAACUCAAGCGGUUAGUCGCUGAGUUCCCACCACGGUGGCCCGGGUUCGAUCCCAGGU
Molecule: messenger RNA, 4219 nt
Organism: Cryptotermes secundus
Lineage: Eukaryota; Metazoa; Arthropoda; Insecta; Blattodea; Kalotermitidae
Gene: E(Pc)
Product: enhancer of polycomb homolog 1
Exons: 12
Coding region: 226-3150 (974 amino acids)
Biological process (GO): regulation of transcription by RNA polymerase II
Cellular component (GO): piccolo histone acetyltransferase complex
Source: RefSeq, a predicted model, not a curated record